GAAAGCACAACUCUGCAGCGUAACUGCAAUUUUCAUUGCCACGCGUCGAAAAUGCAGUAUCGGUGAUGACGAAAUCGUGAAAAUUGGCACGCGGCUAAGGCGUCACUACGAAACCCACGCACUACCUCUAUGGGAAAAUAUCACGUCAACCCUAAAACCCUCAGUUUAAAACUUCAAUUUGUGUACCGAAGAUAGCGGUGUCUGAAAACACAAUUAAAGUUUAUGUCUGUCUGUGGAGAUUAGUUCACUGCCAACGAAGCAAUUAGUAACUAGUCUUUGACAAAAAAUGAAAAUUGGCAAUGUCAGCUACUCAGCAGUAGAGGAGAACCAGGUUUCAGCACUCAAUCAUGACGGACAGAUAUGCCAAUGGAGUCACCACCAGUCUGGUUGAGCCCACAAAUGGACGCACUGCCUCAGGAAAUCCCAGCGAGGGAGAGGAGAAAAUUGUCCUGAAACGGAAGCUAACCCUCAUCAAUGGAGUGGCUAUUAUUGUGGGGACCAUUAUUGGAUCGGGCAUCUUCAUCGCACCCACUGGAGUCUUUUUUUACACCGAAUCCGUGGGAAGCUCCCUUUUGAUUUGGUCGGCAUGUGGGAUUCUAUCAACAAUCGGAGCACUUUGCUACGCCGAACUGGGAACGAGCAUCACUAGAUCUGGAGGGGAUUACGCCUAUUUGUUGGUGUCCUUUGGACCGCUGGUGGGAUUCCUGCGGCUCUGGAUAGCGCUACUCAUCAUCCGGCCAACCACGCAGACCAUAGUGGCCCUAACCUUCGCCCAUUAUGCCGCCAAGCCAUUCUUCCCGGACUGUGACCCACCGGAGAACGCAGUGAAACUAUUGGCAGCCGUUUGCUUAACUCUGCUUACCGCCAUCAAUUGCCUGUCUGUGAAGGUGUCCAUGAAGGUGCAGGAUGUGUUCACAGUGGGCAAGCUAUUGGCCCUCAUCAUGAUUAUCCUGGCCGGACUGUACUAUAUGGCCACGGGCAAGUUGGAGAAUUUUAGCAACCCUUGGGAGGGCACUUACUCCUCCCGCAACAUUGGCUACGCCUUUUACUCCGGUCUGUUUGCCUUCGGCGGGUGGAAUUACUUGAACUUUGUCACGGAGGAGCUGCAGGAUCCGUACAAAAAUCUUCCACGCGCCAUUUGGAUAGCCAUGCCCCUGGUCACGGGCAUCUAUGUUCUGGUUAAUUUGGCCUAUUUUGCAGUGGUCAGCAAACCGGAGAUGCUUAGUUCGUUGGCCGUGGCGGUGACCUUUGGUAACCGUGUGUUUGGACCUUUGGCUUUCAUGGUGCCAAUUUUCGUGGCUUUGAGCACCUUUGGAGGUGUGAACGGGGUGCUCUUCACGUCGGCGCGAUUGUUCGCAACUGGAGCUCAAGAGGGGCAUUUGCCCAAGUUUUUCCAGCUGUUCCACGUGAAGCAACAGACUCCAAUUCCCUCCCUGAUUUUCACAUGUUUGAUGUCGCUGCUAAUGCUGCUCACGGAUAAUGUCUACCAGUUGAUCAACUAUUUCAGUUCGGUGCUAUGGCUUUCAGUGGUGGCCAGUAUAUCUGGAAUGUUGUGGCUUCGCCAUAAGAGGCCUGACUUGCCACGACCCAUUAAAGUCAAUCUUGCGCUGCCCAUUAUCUUCAUGGUGAGCUGCGUGACGUUGGUCCUGCUGCCGAAUAUGGAGGAGCCGGGUAAUCUCUUGAUUGGUAUCGGUAUCACCCUGGCCGGCAUUCCAUUUUACUAUUGCUUCAUCGCCUGGGAAAAUAAGCCCAAGUGCUACGGGCGAUUGUCCAACUCCGUUGUAGAGAUUUGUCGGGCCAUCUUUAACACCACCGUAAUCGAAUCGAACGAAAAGAUAAACUAGGUCUAUAUACCGCACCCUUAGAAUUAUUUCUAGAACAUGGCUUCGUGCAUUUAGUUCGAAAAAAAACUCGUAAAUGAUAUUUAAAAACACUAAAAACUUGUUAAAUUGUAAACAGUCUUAAGAAAACCCUGCCCCAUUUGUAUGAUAUUUUCGAUAGACAAUUGGCAUUCCUCACAGCGCAAUCGGCAUCGAUUAGAUUUUAGUUUUAACCAGGGACCGUACCAAUUAUAAUUUUUAUCUUAAAGAUUCAAAAAUUAUUUUUGGUUUAAAUCAUUCUUUGCUCCCUUUUAGUACAGGGAAUAAGAAAAAGGUAUUAAAGAGUAGAUUAAAUGAAUAAGUCUCUUUUUAAAAUAGACCACGCCGUAAAAAAGAUAUUUAAAUUUAAUUUGUAUUAUAAAAAUUGAAAAAUAACUCUAAUUCUUGGUGAAUUUUUACUAA
Drosophila rhopaloa is the source of this 2282-nucleotide messenger RNA. RefSeq names its product large neutral amino acids transporter small subunit 1 (gene JhI-21). Gene Ontology annotation, molecular function: L-amino acid transmembrane transporter activity. The record is from RefSeq and is a predicted model, not a curated record. Bases 348 to 1844 code for a protein of 498 amino acids. Gene Ontology annotation, biological process: amino acid transmembrane transport. Gene Ontology annotation, cellular component: membrane. The transcript is spliced from 8 exons. NCBI's taxonomy places the organism in Eukaryota, Metazoa, Arthropoda, Insecta, Diptera, Drosophilidae.